Messenger RNA from Carya illinoinensis, 1434 nucleotides. Its product is annotated as very-long-chain enoyl-CoA reductase-like. Gene Ontology annotation, molecular function: oxidoreductase activity, acting on the CH-CH group of donors. The record is from RefSeq and is a predicted model, not a curated record. NCBI's taxonomy places the organism in Eukaryota, Viridiplantae, Streptophyta, Magnoliopsida, Fagales, Juglandaceae. Bases 244 to 1176 code for a protein of 310 amino acids. The transcript has 4 exons. Gene Ontology annotation, biological process: very long-chain fatty acid biosynthetic process.
UCGCCUACCCCAACCAGACAUCAUUAAUAUAUCUCCUAAACUGCCAAACCCACACCUUAACUCUGCAAUAAAUUGUACUGAUAUUUUUAGGUCCUAGCCCCAUUUCUGGGAUCUCAUUCGAGUUUCCUAUAGGUUACCUUGGUUCUUUGCUCCUGCAUUUUUUAGUGCAGUCGUUGGCAAAUCCAAGAAUUUUCGUCGCUUGCGGUAUUUGUGGAGUGGGUCUUCUCUCUUUGGCUCUCAAAGAUGAAGGUCACUGUCGUUUCACGGAGUGGUAGAGAAGUUAUCAAGGGUGGCCUUGAGCUCAGCGAUUCAGCUACGGUAGCAGAUUUGCAGGAGGCGAUUCAUCAACGAACCAGAAAGUUCUACCCUUCGAGACAGCGGUUAACCCUCCCCCUCCCUCCAGGAUCAAAGGAGCGGCCUGUUGUUCUUAGCUACAAGAAAAGUCUGAAGGACUAUUGUGAUGGAAACUUGGACCACUUGACUGUAGUAUUCAAGGACUUGGGCCCUCAAGUUUCCUAUCCUAUACUUUUCUUCUGGGAAUAUGUGGGUCCUUUGGUCCUUUAUCCCAUCUUUUACUACUUCCCUGUCUACCGGUACUUUGGCUAUAAAGGGGAGCGAGUCAUCCACCCAGUUCAGACAUAUGCUUUAUACUACUGGUGUUUCCACUACUUCAAACGAAUUAUGGAAACAUUUUUUGUGCAUCGGUUCAGCCAUGCAACCUCACCACUCUCCAAUGUGUUUCGUAACUGUGCAUAUUAUUGGUCCUUUGGCUCUUAUAUUGCUUACUGUGUGAACCACCCACUUUAUACCCCUGUUAGUGACCUCCAAAUGAAGAUUGGGUUUGGAUUUGGACUAUUUUGCCAAAUCUCGAAUUUCUAUUGCCAUAUGUUGCUGAGGAAUCUUCGCAGCCCUGCUGGGAAUGGAGGUUAUCAGAUUCCCCAUGGUUUUCUGUUCAACAUUGUGACAUGUGCAAAUUACACAACAGAGAUUUAUCAGUGGUUGGGUUUCAACAUUGCAACGCAGACAGUUGCAGGUUAUAGUUUUCUUAUUGUUGCUGCUCUUAUCAUGACCAAUUGGGCCCUUGCAAAACACCGCCGUUUAAAGAAGCUAUUUGAUGGCAAAGAUGGAAGACCCAGGUAUCCACGGAGAUGGGUAAUACUACCCCCAUUCCUGUAAAAGUGACUAGUCAUAUUGCCUCUUGUUGCUCUCUUUGGUGCCAAUAUUAUGUUCAGCAGCAGGAAUUCAAGAUUUUAAGAGCUUCAUUCUUAUCAGACAUGAACUUCAAGACAUCUAUGCCCCUUUAAUUUGAACUACCUGACUUCCCGAUGAUAAUCCCAAUUUAUCUUUUUCUUGUUCUCUGUCUCCUGUCAGUAUGUCAUAGUAUUUGAUUUAACUUUUUAUUGGAUUGGCCUCCUGAGUAUUUUUUUUCCCCUA